Messenger RNA from Talaromyces marneffei, 1536 nucleotides. RefSeq lists its product as uncharacterized. Gene Ontology annotation, molecular function: DNA binding; zinc ion binding. The transcript is spliced from 2 exons. Gene Ontology annotation, biological process: DNA-templated transcription. The record is from RefSeq and is a predicted model, not a curated record. Lineage: Eukaryota; Fungi; Ascomycota; Eurotiomycetes; Eurotiales; Trichocomaceae. Bases 1 to 1536 code for a protein of 511 amino acids. Gene Ontology annotation, cellular component: nucleus.
AUGUUGGACCCUACGUUGGCCUCGUUUCCCCUGGGAAGCGAAGAAAUGACCCUAGAUGACAUCAACUCUUACCAACUCGAUCCUUCAUUCCAACUACCUUCUCGCCCGCCUUCGCCAUCAAAGACUCGCGCUAAAACAAACCCAGCCCAGCACGUCACGGGAUUCCUUGCUCAAGGACAUCCUAUUCAACAGCUUGACUCGGCAGAUGGUAGUGUCUCUGCACAGUACUUCGGACCAUCCGGUGAGAUGGAUCCAUACAUUCUUCAGCAUAUGCUUUUCCCGGAGGACGGAAAAGUAGUUUUCGGACAGUUUCAGUAUCGGCAGUUGACAAGUUCUUAUUCGCACGAUGAGCAAGAGUCUUGUGUUCCGGCGAAUUUCUUGAUUCAUAUGAACAGGUCUCCUACCCUUCUAUCGCCAGAAGGCACAAUCUAUCACACUCAUGAUGUAUUGCUCGAAAACCUGAUAUCCACCGAACAGGGCUCGCAGUUGAUUGGGUUAUUCCUCAGAUACAGGUUCCCCAACAUUCCAGUUCUGUCUCGCAGCCAUCUGAAAGUAAGAACGGAAACCUUGAUUCCCCAAAUCAAAGUAACCGAAUUACUUCCACCGUAUCUUCUUGCCGCCAUUUACGUUUCAGCGGAGCCAUUUAGCCGAUACGAUCCCAUGCUGAAUGUUUGUAAUGUCAAUACCCCAUUCCCACGUACAGAACUCCGCGAGAUAGCGUACCAAGUAAUUAUAAAACAAAUGCAUUCACCAAAUCUCCACCUCCUACAAGCUCUUUUGAUCUAUCUCCAGACGCCCCAAGACCAUGUUAGAACCGCGUCUGCGGAGGACUCCAGCAAAUGGUCUUUGGUAGGUUCUACUGUGAAUAUCAGUCAUCACCUUGGGCUUCAUAUGGAUUGUUCUAGUUGGCCCAUGCCUGCGUGGGAAAAGCGGCUUCGCCGCCGAAUAUGGUGGAUAGUCUACUCCGAAGCCGUUUGGAGACCUCUUUUACUUGGAAUGCCUCAGUUAAUAAAUGAUGAUGACUGGGAUGUCAGCCCCCUAGAAGAUAAUGAUUUUCAGAUGGACCAUUUAUGGUGCCCAGCUGAAGAAACUGCUGCAGAAGAGCAAGCUCAUCAAAAACCCUGCCCGUUCUGUCACGGCGGACGUGAUUUCAAGUACUUGGCCGGGCUCUCAUUGAUUGCCUAUGACACACACAAAUCUUUAUUUACCAUGGGUGCAACCAAGAGGUUAGCUACCAAUUUCUCUGCUUCAUUGGUAGCGGGGAAAGAGUUGCUGGAAAAGCUUCAUCAUUGGAGAUCAAGGACACCUAUUCAAAUGGCCCCAGAAAAUGGCUUAGAUGCAGAGCCCCGUUUUUGCUUUCAUGCAGGCUCAUCGUCCCACCUGAAAUUGGCAUGUUUGACUUUAGAGACUCUUAUCUGGCGAGCCAUAACGAGACCCCUAAGCAACUUGGUGGCUCGAGAAACGUACCUUUCGGAUGCAAGAGAGUACCGCCCCAAAGAACGAUAUCAGGGUCGACCAUAUCCCAAGCAUGACUGA